Messenger RNA from Schistocerca gregaria, 2610 nucleotides. Its product is annotated as solute carrier family 22 member 7-like. Gene Ontology annotation, molecular function: transmembrane transporter activity. Gene Ontology annotation, biological process: transmembrane transport. The coding region runs from base 163 to 2004 and encodes 613 amino acids. Lineage: Eukaryota; Metazoa; Arthropoda; Insecta; Orthoptera; Acrididae. The record is from RefSeq and is a predicted model, not a curated record. Gene Ontology annotation, cellular component: membrane. The transcript is spliced from 9 exons.
UCGAUCUACUCUCGUGUGCGGCAGUUUCAAAAUCGCUGUGUUAUAAGAGUCUUGCACAGUAGUCAUUUUCACAUAGUGUUCAUUACAAGUUAUUAUCCCAGCAUAAAUGGCAUGUUAAGUCCGGUGACACCAUAAGACGUAGCGUGUGCGUGAUCUGAGGCAAUGUCAAUGUCUUCUGUUACAACACAACACUCCAGGCCCUUGUGCGUUUUCAUGACUAUUGUUCCUGGGGCAUAUGUGGUCGAUGUAAUUUUAAUCUCCACAUCGCCUACGACAGGUGCUGAGUUUGUUGUGUCCAAAGCAUCUGAAGGCCGGCCAGGAACAACGGCGUCGAAGUUUGUAAAGGAUAAAGUCGUCGAAGAGGUGGAGUUUCAGAAAUCUCACAUUGAGAAUACUUCAUUUGAGGAGAUAUUAGAGCAAAUCGGCAGCUACGGAAAGUUCCAGAUACAAUUGAGCAUUGUCUUCUGUUGCCUGACACAAUUUUUUUCUUCAAUGUCUUCCUACGGCAUGCUCAUUGCCCUUACAGUACCUGAACACUGGUGCCAAGUUCCAGGAAGAGAAGGUACCAAUUCAACCAUAGAAAUGUGGAAGAAAGUGACAAUACCAAGGGUAGAAGAAGUGUACAGCAGUUGCGAGAUGAAGGUACCAAACCGAACGAAUGAAACAGCACCGUGUAUGUAUGGAUGGGAAUAUGACGACACUUGGUUUUCUGCAACUGCUGCUUCCCAGGAAGACUGGGUAUGCGAAAGAGAAAUGUAUCCUAACACCAUAUAUUCUGUCAGUCACUUUAUCUCCAUCGGUUUUGCUGUUCUGCUUUUCUACGUUGGUGACAGAUUUGGCCGGAGAAUACAGUUUCUUAUGAGCAUGGGCAUGAUGGCAGUAUCCCGAUCAUUGCUAACUGUUUCAGCAUCAGUCUUCCCACUGUACGUCGCUCUCUCAGCGGUGGCAGAGAGUCCAGGCUUGUCUAGCUCAGAAUCAGCUAUAGCUAUUGGAAUCGAACUUACUGGCAUCAAACAUCGCUCGCUCGUCAACUUUUUGGCAGUUGCCUUUUACUGUUUGGGAACAAUUUCUAUAGCGCUAGCAGCAUGGUUGUUACGAAACUGGAUUCAGUUUCUGUUGAUUUCAUCUGUCCCCUGCUUCAUUCCAUUGUUGCUACAUAGGUAUUUGCCAGAAUCUCCCAGAUGGCUGCUCGGUAAAGGGCGCCCAGAGGAAGCUCUCAAGGUCCUGGAGAGUGUAGCAGCAACAAAUGGAAAGCCCCUACCUUGUGACACAUGGAUGAGGCUUGCUUACCUGUCAGAGCAGAGGACUCCACGCAUGGACAUCAGAAGCAUCGUUACGAACAGGAACCUCUUUAAAAACACGGUUUUGUUGGUUAUUAGCAGGUCAGCGGGUUCUCUUGUCCUUUACACGCUACUUUUCCACAAUAAAAGUUUUGGAGGGAAUCCUUUCGUUGCAUACGUUGGCCAGGGUGUCUUGAUGAUGGUUUCUUGCACACUGGCACACUUCAUUGGAAACCAUCUCGGCAGACGAUUUACACACUGCCUGGUAUUACUGAUUAGCGCCCUUGUUUCUUUCAUUCUCGUGGUGCUGACAACAGUAUCUUCUGAAAAAUGGCUCAUACCCAUUGGGUCUCUGAUGAUACAGUUCUUCUCCAGUUCGUCUUUAUUACUUACGAACUUACAGGGCAUGGAAAUACAUCCUACACGUUUACGCCAAACAUCCAUCGCCGUCGAAUAUUUAAUUGUCUCUUGCGUCAUGUGUGCAAAUCCGUACCUUUCAUACCUGGGAAACACUGCUGGACAGCAUUACCUAUUUGGGAUACUUGGCAUCGUGAUGAUUUUUACAUCAAUUUUGAUGUCAUUUUUACCAGAAUCAUUGAAUGAGAAGCUUCCAGAGACAAUGAAAGACGCAGCACUCUACGGUUGUGACCAGAAGUUCUGGAGUCUUCCCAGGAGCAAGCCCAGCUUACCAGAGACUGUUACACUCUACAAACCUGAUAUUUGAGCACGUAUACUGAUGGAUAAUUUCAAAGUACAGUGCAAGAAAGUAGUUUACACUGUAGCACCAAACUUUCGACGUUAAACCACUUUGUCAGUUGCAAGCGUCGCUUAGUCACUUAAUCAGUAACAGUUUUAUUUCAUGAGCCUGAAACAUGGUGGACCACAAUUUCAGUCUGUUCCAAACAAAACUUUGGUGGUUGUUGCUGAGGACUGAACUAAGAACUUUCACUUCAGUGGACAGUAACAGCUAUCACUACGCCAUGCGAGCAGUAUUUGUUGUUUUUGUUACAGUUUGAAAUUAGACGUUUGUUGAUUAGUACUCUACAAAAGUGGGAACAGUAGAUGCAUGAAAAAUAGCUGUUGCAAAAAUCUUUACUACCUAUUCUUAACAGCACAUAACUUCCCAGCAGGAUCCUCCGAUUACUGAGAUUACUUGAAUUUCGUUAGUGCUGUCAGAGCCCUUGGCAAGAAAACUGGCAAAUGUAACAGAAUUUAUUGUAGAAACAGUAUAAAGUGAAGAAAUAAAGUAAGGACGGAAAGGUGCCUAAUAAAGAAGUAUCCCUAGCAGUGGGAUCGACUUUCUGAAACCAUCUAUCCAGUUUUGAAACCA